CAUUAAUAGCAGUCUCUUCUUCUUUGCUCUUCGAUGUAGAUGACAGUUUUUUUGUAAUUGACUGUAAUUGAUUUUUCUUUAAAAAAGUGAUUGAUUUCACCAUAUAAAUACCUGGACUUCUACCAUUGACUAGUGAUUAAAAAGUCUUAUUGUGUCUCCUCCUCAGUGACCAAAAAUAGGAUCUUACCUUUUAAUUUUUAAUCAACUAGUUUUAAUUAUAUUUCCAAAAUUCAGUGCAGCAUAAGCCUGAUACUCUCAACUUUUCGGGUCAAAUAGUCAAAUAGAGGUAAAAAGCAAAGGGAAAACUAUGAAGGAUGACUCAAGUGACAAUCAGCCAUUUGAAAAAGAACAGGUGUAUCAAUGGAUAACACAAUUGACAAAUAUGGAUACUCGUGAAAACGCUCUUCUUGAACUUGGUAAAAAACGGGAAAUUGUACCUGAUCUGGCCAAUUUGCUAUGGCAUUCAUUUGGUGCCAUUGCUGCUUUACUUCAAGAGAUUGUUAGUGUUUAUCCAGCUCUCAACCCAGCAACUUUGUCUCCCCACCAAUCAAACCGUGUUUGCAAUGCUCUUGCACUACUCCAGUGUGUCGCUUCCCAUCAAGAAACUCGAAGUGAAUUUCUGGCUGCAAAUAUACCAUUAUUUUUAUAUCCAUUCUUGCAAUCAACGUCAACAUCUAAAACUCGACCGUUUGAAUAUUUACGUUUAACAAGCCUUGGUGUGAUUGGAGCUUUGGUUAAAACAGAUGAACAACAGGUGAUCAGUUUCUUGUUGGCUACAGAGAUAAUUCCACUUUGCUUGAGAAUUAUGGAAAAUGGAAGUGACCUUAGCAAGACUGUGGCCACAUUUAUUUUACAAAAGAUACUCUUGGAUGAAACGGGUCUUAAUUAUAUCUGUCAAACAUAUGAUCGUUUCUCUCAUGUUGCUAUGAUAUUGGGUAAAAUGAUCGCUUCAUUGGUUAAAGAGUCUUCCCCACGGCUUUUGAAACAUGUGCUUCGCUGCUAUUUGCGUUUAAGUGAUAAUCCAAGAGCUCGAGAGGCUUUACGUAAUUGUUUACCAAUACCUUUAAGAGAUGAAACUUUCGCCCCUAUUCUAGAUGCUGAUAAAGCUAGUCGACAAUGGUUGAUUCAAUUGCUCAAAAAUUUAGAGCAAGGAGCUGAGCAAUGAAUGAUAAAUUAAGAAUUUUCCAGAUUCUCAUAGAAACCAGGGUCAAAAUUUGCAUAUCAAAUGCCAAUACCACUUGCUAAUUACAUUUCGUAAUGUUUUCUCAUUCUGUCUGGAUGACAGUUUCCAUUGUUAUCAAUGGUAACUUACCAAACGAACAAACAUAGACGAUAUUUCUCUGUGAUAAUUUGUUAAUUAACUUCUCAAAGGUAGCCCUAUUCAAAUGGAUUUAAGUCAGAGUUAAUUUCAAAUGAGCUAUUUUGUUUAAUCAGUGGUAUUUCUUCACGGUGGUAUCACGUCUUUUUUAUUCAUCAUCAAAUGUGUUUUAUCACCUUUACACUCUUUUUUUAUUAAAUGCCGAACAUAUGAAUAUUAACAGUUUUCCUUUUCUCUUAAACGAUUAACUAAAUUUAUUUAUAACUUGUACUUCUAUUUAACCUGCUGUGUGAAACUAUUCAUGAAAGAUUCAUUCAAAAUUUUCACAAAUUUCGAUGAGAUAAACUUCAGCUAAUUGUACCUUUAAAUUGUUUGAAUCCUAUUCGGAAAGAAAAGAUUGAAUAAAUUUCCGACAGAAUCAGUUUCUCACAAUCAUUAAA
Messenger RNA from Tetranychus urticae (two-spotted spider mite), 1758 nucleotides. RefSeq names its product CCR4-NOT transcription complex subunit 9. Gene Ontology annotation, biological process: mRNA catabolic process. Lineage: Eukaryota; Metazoa; Arthropoda; Arachnida; Trombidiformes; Tetranychidae. The record is from RefSeq and is a predicted model, not a curated record. Gene Ontology annotation, cellular component: CCR4-NOT complex.